This is a messenger RNA of Drepanopeziza brunnea f. sp. 'multigermtubi' MB_m1, 1842 nucleotides long. RefSeq lists its product as uncharacterized. The record is from RefSeq and is a predicted model, not a curated record. Lineage: Eukaryota; Fungi; Ascomycota; Leotiomycetes; Helotiales; Drepanopezizaceae. Gene Ontology annotation, molecular function: antiporter activity. Gene Ontology annotation, cellular component: membrane. Gene Ontology annotation, biological process: proton transmembrane transport.
AUGUCGACCGCCACAUCCUUCCUCCCUUACCACGAGCCCGGCAUCGUAACAAUCCUCAUCCAAUCCUCCCUCCUCCUCAUCCUCAAUAUCAUCAACACGCUCUUCGACAAGCUUAUAUUCUGCGGCCUGCUCGGCCAGGUAUUCAUCGGCGUCGCAUGGGGCACCCCCGGCGCGGCAUGGCUCGAUGUCGAGACGGAGCACGUGAUCGUGCAACUCGGAUACCUAGGUUUGAUCCUGCUCGUCUACGAAGGUGGUCUGGAGACGGAUUUCCGCUCCGUGAAAUCGAACCUGCUCCUGUCGGUUGCAGUAGCCGCGACAGGCAUCGGCUUCCCGAUGGCCCUCUCCUUCUUUCUGCGAUCCCUUGUCGACGCUACCUCUCUGCAGGCUUUUGCGGCUGGCGCAGCACUGAGUGCUACAAGUCUAGGAACGACUUUUACGAUCCUGGGCACGAGCGGACUUUCUAGCACUAGACUUGGCACUGUGCUGAGUAGCGCGGCUAUGAUCGACGAUGUCGUUGGGCUGAUCAUGGUGCAGGUAAUUUCUAAUCUGGGACAGUCGGCGGGCCCGUUUGAAGCUGUUACUGUUGUCAGGCCGCUCGCUGUGAGUUUGGGAAUGGCAAUUGCUGUGCCGCUUGCUUGUCGCUUUGUGGCUUUGCCUGUCACGUUGCUGCUCAACGGGAUGAGGAAGUCGAGACCGCACGGUGUGGUGAACAGGAUCUGUCAGGGGACGUAUACGGCUUUUGUCACGCACACGCUUAUUCUGCUGGGACUCGUUACUGGGACGUCGUAUGCUGGGACUUCGGUUCUUUUCGCGGCGUAUCUUGCUGGUGCGUCAAUCAGCUGGUGGGAUAGUGAGGUACCGCAUUUAGCUGUGGCCAGUCCUCCAUCGCGAGAGGACCUGUUCGCAGAAAAUCAUUCAUCGGGCUCUCCGGAAGAGAGGGAGGACGAGCAAUCUGCUCGAGAAGCAACGAGUGAAACAUCAUCCUUCGGUGGAGAUCGAGAGGUCGAUGCUUCGACUGGUAAAGCUAUCUAUCACAAAUACUACGCCAUCGCAGUUCAGCGGAUAUUGAAACCAUUUUUCUUCGCAUCUAUCGGCUUCGCCAUCCCCGUGACAGACAUGUUUACGGGACCGGUGGUCUGGCGAGGUGUCGCCUACACCACCCUCAUGCUCUUAGGUAAACUAGUCACCGGCGUAUGGCUCGUCCGAAUCGAUAUAUCAUGGCCGAAAGUCCGCAUCCCGUCAUCAACUUUGCGUUCUGUCCUCGCCCGUUCUGCCUCCUGCCUUGGCUGGCCAAGUGGGAAUUCCACAAAGAAGAACGAUACGACUAAACCACAGGCCCAAAACGACUCUCGGGCCCAAGAGCACGCUUCAAAUGAUGAAGUGGAUGCGACAACGUCUCAAUCCCCGCCUACUACCGAUCCCCUUACCUCGGACCCUUCUUCUCCCCCCUCCUCGUCUUCAAACAACAAAAACAUCACGCAUACCACGCACACCUUACCCAGCGCCCCUCCUCCACCCUCAAACUCCCCCCAGAUCCCCAAACCGCUCUCCCUCUACCCCGCCGCCAUGCUAGGCACAGCCAUGACCGCCCGCGGCGAAAUCGGCUUCCUCAUCGCCUCUUUAGCCGAAACGACGGGCCUCUUCGCCGCGUCGUCUGGCCACGAAAAUGCCAGGGCCGGCAGCUCGGAGAUCUAUCUCGUGGUCACGUGGGCGAUUGUGCUGUGUACAAUCAUCGGGCCGCUCGGCAUCGGGACGCUGGUCAAGAGAGUGAAGAGGUUGCAGUGGGAGAGGAAGGAGAAGGGCGUGGGUGUGGAUCCGUUGGGGAUUUGGGGGGUUUCUUAG